UGGAAAAAUAAUAUGGGCCAGAUAAUAAUGGAAUUAUUGAGAAAUUAUGCAAUAUUGGCAAGGUGAUUCAUUCGUUGUUGCUCCACCUGUACUUCCUACCCUUUCCAUACAAUUAGUUUCUCCACCGGCAGCGUCUGUCAGACUGUCACGAUGAGUUCUUCCGUGGCAUCGUUCACGGCCAAUCAUCAUAUUAUGCUGCUUUCCUGCGCCGAUGCGGUUCGGCUUUCAGGAGCGAAUAGCUCCGGCGGACGGAGAGUUAAGUUAAGACUAACUCCUCCUCGAGCAGCUCUGGUGGAGGCGAGGCCUCAGCAAGUACCAGCAAUUAGAGAUGUAGCCGGGAACAGUAAUGUUACUGGGCAAACCCUUCAAGUUGGUCCAUCUAGCAGAGAUCGAGCCGACGAUAUGCAAUCUGAAGCCAGAGCUAUGACACGUGCUGCGGAUGCUUCUGUUUAUAGCCCUGAUUUGUUAUCCAACAAGUAUGGCUCUCGCCCAAUUAAGGUACUGAGAAGAGCUCUUCAAAUAUUCAAUGGACUUGGUUCAUUCGCCCUAAAAGUAUGGCUUGACCAGUUGAACGGGGAGCUUGAUCGGAAAAUGAGAUUGCGUGCCAUUGAACUUAGGCAGACUUUCACCAGAUUGGGGCCUACAUUUGUUAAAAUUGGUCAGGGUUUAUCCACUAGGCCUGAUUUAUGCCCACCCGAGUACCUUGAGGAGCUCUCGGAGCUGCAGGAUGCUUUGCCAACAUUUCCAGAUGCACAAGCAUUUUCAUGCAUUGAGAGAGAGUUGGGUCGUCCGCUUGAAACUGUCUACUCAUCUAUAUCUCCAUCACCUAUUGCUGCAGCCAGUCUUGGUCAAGUUUAUAAAGCUCAACUUAAGUACUCGGGCCAGGUCGUUGCUGUGAAGGUGCAACGGCCAGGUAUUGAAGAAGCAAUAGGAUUAGACUUCUACCUAAUAAGGGGAGUAGGCAUCCUGAUUAAUAAAUAUGUUGACAUAAUUUCAAGUGACAUUGUUGCUCUUAUUGAUGAAUUUGCUCGCAGAGUUUAUCAAGAGCUCAACUAUGUACAGGAAGGGCAGAAUGCAAGGAGAUUUAAAAAGUUGUACGCUGACAAAGAAGAUGUUCUUGUUCCCGAUAUUUUUUGGGACUACACAAGUGGGAAGGUAUUAACAAUGGAGUGGGUUGAAGGUGUCAAGUUGAACGAGCAAGAAGCUAUUGAGAGGCAAGGGCUAAAGGUUUUGGAUCUGGUAAAUACGGGCAUCCAAUGCAGUCUCAGACAGCUGCUUGAGUAUGGUUAUUUUCAUGCUGAUCCUCAUCCUGGGAACCUUUUGGCAACACCUGAGGGGAAGCUUGCUUUUCUUGAUUUUGGGAUGAUGAGUGAAACUCCUGAAGAAGCAAGAUUUGCUAUUAUUGGUCAUGUUGUUCACAUGGUCAAUCGGGAUUAUGAAGCGAUGGCUCGUGACUACUAUGCUUUAGACUUUUUAUCUCCCAAUGUGGAUGUUUCUCCAAUUGUACCAGCACUGCGAGACUUCUUCGAUGAUGCACUUAAUUCAACAGUAAGCGAGCUUAACUUCAAAACACUUGUAGAUGGUCUGGGUGCUGUGUUAUAUCAAUAUCCCUUUAAUGUUCCGGCUUAUUACGCAUUGAUUUUGAGAUCUCUCACUGUUUUAGAAGGUUUAGCAUUAUAUGCUGAUCCUAAGUUUAAAGUGCUGGCUGCUUCAUAUCCAUAUUUUGCUAAAAGGCUUCUUACAGAUCCUAAUCCAUAUCUGAGAGAUGCUCUCAUUGAGUUACUUUUCAAGGAUGGGAAAUUCAGGUGGAGUAGACUUGAAAACUUGCUUGUCCAGGGAAAGAAAGACAGGGACUUUUCUGCAAAAGAUGCGUUGCAACCUGUCCUGAAGUUGUUGUUGGGUCCAGAUGGUAAAGAAUUAAGGGAUUUGGUUAUCAAAGAGGCAAUCCGUGUCAGUGAAGCUAUUAUUCUGGGUUCAGCUAUUGAAUCAUUUAAUUCUGUUCCUGGUCCCAUGAGGACUUUUGUUUUCAAUGGAAAUGCAAGUGGUCCCUUUACAAUAAGUGCUGCUGAGCAACAGAGCUUAAUGGAACUUAGGGCACAGGUGAUCAAGAUAUGGGGACUAUUGCAAUCCUCAGAGAAUUUUGAUCCGAAUCUUUUGCAACCAAUUUUGCAGGUACUUCAAGAACCAGAAGCACGCAGUAUUGGAGGGCGUGUAGUUGGUGGAAUAUCUCAACGUCUUGCAGCGCGCUUACUGCAACAAGUUCUUCGUGCACCUGAAACAACUGCUGCUGCAUAAUUGUUUGUCUUGAACUUUAAUAUAAUGUAACUGUCCAUAAACAUACUUUAGCCUGUCAAAGGAAGGUCAUAUAGAAUAUAAAUCACAUCAGAUGCAACAAUCAAUAAUCCAA
This is a messenger RNA of Solanum stenotomum, 2407 nucleotides long. Its product is annotated as protein ACTIVITY OF BC1 COMPLEX KINASE 3, chloroplastic. Gene Ontology annotation, biological process: protein phosphorylation. The transcript has 7 exons. Gene Ontology annotation, molecular function: ATP binding; protein kinase activity. The record is from RefSeq and is a predicted model, not a curated record. Lineage: Eukaryota; Viridiplantae; Streptophyta; Magnoliopsida; Solanales; Solanaceae. The coding region runs from base 151 to 2295 and encodes 714 amino acids.